AUGCCUAAGCCGCUACGCCCUGGGAUAUAUGCACCGACACAAGUAUUCUACAAGACAGGCAGCGACGAACACCUUGACGAAGAAGUCAUUGGCAAACAUGCCGUUCGACUCGUAAAAGCCGGAAUUGCAGGAAUCGUAACCAACGGAUCAAAUGGAGAAGCUGUAUAUCUCAGCGACGAAGAGCGCCUGGCUGUCACACGCAUCACAAGGGCUGCCCUUAACAGCGCUGGCUUUUCUGAUCUCCCCAUCAUAGUCGGCGCGUCCGAUCAAUCGAUCCAGGGAACAAUUCGAUUAUGUGAAGAUGCUGCCGACGCAGGCGGCGACGCAGUCCUAGUAAUGGUACCCAGUUUCUUCAAAUGGGCCAUGGACAAACCAACCAUCGAGGACUUCUUCGUCAAAGUUGCCGACAAGAGCCCCCUCCCUGUCAUCAUAUACAAUUACCCAGGUGCUGUUGCAGGAAUUGAUCUAGAUUCAGACCAAUUGAUUCAACUCGCGGAGCAUCCCAAUAUUAUUGGCACAAAAUUUACAUGCGGCAGUGUCGGAAAGCUCGCUCGAGUGGCAGAAGCAACAUCCCCCGUUUCCGAAGCCUUCAAAUCAUCUUCAGCAACACCUUACUUUGCAUUUUCUGGUGUAGCCGACUUUAUUACCCCUUCCGUCGAGGUUGGCGGCAGUGGUGCCAUCGUGGGUGCAGCGAACGUCUUUCCUCGGGCGUGUGUGAAUGCGUAUAAUUUGGCUGUGAGGGGGAAGAGGGAGGAUGCUAUGAAGGCGCAGCUUGAGCUUGCCAAGGCGGAUUGGGAGCUGACGAAGCGGGCCGUUCCUGGGUUUAAAGCGAUUUUGGAGAAGUGGUUUGGGUAUGGUGGUAUUCCGAGGGGUCCAAUGCGAGCUUUGGAUGAGGUUGAGAAGGAGAGUUUGUUUGCUGAUGUGGCGUGGAUGAUGGAGGUUGAAGCACGAUUGGAGUCUGUAUAG
This is a messenger RNA of Pochonia chlamydosporia 170, 966 nucleotides long. Its product is annotated as dihydrodipicolinate synthetase family protein. The transcript has a single exon. The record is from RefSeq and is a predicted model, not a curated record. Gene Ontology annotation, molecular function: 4-hydroxy-tetrahydrodipicolinate synthase activity. Bases 1 to 966 code for a protein of 321 amino acids. Lineage: Eukaryota; Fungi; Ascomycota; Sordariomycetes; Hypocreales; Clavicipitaceae.